GCCGCCUGUCACCGUCCCCGCCGUGCCCCGGCGCGGGCAGGCCCCAGGCCCCUUCCCCCCCUCCUCCGGGGGGGUGGGCUCCGCUCCGGAAUCCUGGCCGCUGUCUCCGCAUCGCCCGCCCAGCCGGGGCUGCGCCCGCCGCCGCCGGGCAGCGCGGGGGGUCCCCGGCGGCCUCCCGGCCUCUACCGUGACAUAGGAAAUAGAAUAAUGCUAAUGAAGCAACCAUUUCCCUGARGUUUGAAUUUUCAGACUCACUGCCAUAAUGGAUGAGCAGCAAGCUUUGAAUUCAAUCAUGCAGGAUUUGGCUGUGCUUCAUAAGGCCAGUCGUCCUGUAUUGUCCCAGCAAGAAACAGGAAAACCAAAGUCAUCUUCUCCUAAAAAACAGAACGAUGUUAGAGUCAAAUUUGAACAUCGAGGUGAAAAAAGGAUCCUGCAAUUACCGAGGCCUGUUAAACUUGAAGAUCUUGCAGCUAAAGCUAAAGUUGCUUUUGGACAGACUAUGGAUUUACAUUACAGCAAUAAUGAGCUUGUAAUUCCAUUAACCACACAGGAUGACCUGGACAAAGCUGUUGAACUACUUGACCGUAGUGUACAUAUGAAGAGUCUCAAGAUACUCCUUGUAAUACAUGGAAAUACACAGUCACCCAGUGUAAAUAACACAGAACCCUUGCCCUCACUGGAAGAUUUAGAUAAUACAGUGUUUGGUGUGACAGACAGAAAAAGGCGACUGUCUGUAAUAGGUUCGAAUACUCGUGAUCGGAGUUCACCUCCUCCAGGAUACAUUCCAGAUGAGCUGCAUCAGGUGGCUCGAAAUGGGUCCUUCACCAGUAUCAACAGUGAGGGUGAAUUCAUUCCAGAAAGCAUGGAUCAGAUGCUGGAUCCAUUGUCUUUGAGCAGUCCUGAAAACUCUGGCUCGGGAAGCUGCCCCUCACUUGACAGCCCAUUAGAUGGGGACAACUAUCCUAAGUCUCGGAUGCCAAGAGCACAGAGCUAUCCAGAUAAUCAUCAGGAAUUCUCAGUAGAGUAUGAUAUCCCAAURUUUGAGAAAUUUGGAAAGGGGGGGACUUAUCCCAGAAGAUAYCAUAUUUCAUAUCAUCAACAAGACUACAAUGAUGGUCGUAAAACUUUUCCAAGAGCCAGAAGGACUCAGGGGAACAACUUCAGAUCACCAGUUAGUUUCAGUCCCACUGAUCACUCGCUGAGCACCAGCAGUGGGAGCAGUGUCUUUACACCAGAAUACGAAGAUAACCGAAUGAGAAGGAGGGGCAGUGACAUAGACAAUCCUACCUUGUCAGUCAUGGACAUCAGUCCACCCAGCCGCUCACCACGAGCUCCAACUAACUGGAGACUUGGUAAACUGCUGGGUCAAGGUGCAUUUGGCAGAGUAUAUCUGUGCUACGAUGCUGAUACUGGAAGAGAACUGGCUGUUAAACAAGUUCAGUUUGAUCCYGAUAGUCUGGAAACCAGCAAGGAAGUAAAUGCACUUGAGUGUGAGAUUCAGUUGCUGAAAAAUCUGCUGCAUGAAAGAAUUGUUCAGUAUUAYGGCUUCUUGAGAGAUCCACCAGAAAGGACACUCUCUAUAUUCAUGGAGUACAUGCCUGGGGGUUCCAUCAAAGACCAACUGAAAUCGUAUGGAGCACUCACAGAGAAUGUUACUCGUAAAUAUACACGGCAGAUUUUGGAAGGAGUUCACUAUUUGCACAGUAAUAUGAUUGUCCAUCGAGAUAUUAAAGGAGCAAAUAUUCUGCGGGAUUCAGCAGGCAAUGUGAAGCUUGGUGACUUUGGUGCCAGCAAACGACUGCAGACYAUCUGUCUCUCUGGUACAGGAAUGAAGUCUGUCACAGGAACUCCCUACUGGAUGAGUCCUGAAGUUAUUAGUGGAGAAGGGUACGGCCGAAAAGCAGACAUCUGGAGUGUAGGUUGCACAGUGGUAGAAAUGCUCACUGAGAAGCCCCCGUGGGCAGAGUUUGAAGCCAUGGCUGCCAUCUUUAAAAUUGCCACUCAGCCAACCAACCCCCAGCUCCCACCCCACGUCUCUGACCACGCUCGGGAUUUCUUGAAACGGAUUUUUAUCGAGGCCAAGCUGCGACCGUUUGCAGAUGAACUGCUAAGACACACGUUUGCACACUAUCACUAACAGCUGCCUCAACUCAGCUUGCAUCUACUGCAUUUAUUUUCUAUUUGACUGCACUUUUAUUUUUAUUUUUUACAAAGAAAAAGGAGAAAAAAGACAAGAGAGAGAAUAUUCUCUUGAAUUUUUGUUUCACUUAGAUUGUAAACAAUCUAAAUUUUGUAUCUAAAAUGAGAAUCUUCUCUCCCCUCCUCCCACCAGGACUAGAACUUUUUGUUUCUAUAAUGUACUGAUGUGGUUGAUGUAGUUAAAGCACUUUAGUACAUAUUUGUUCCUUAUUUAAAGAGGAAAAAAAAAUUACAAAUGCUUGGACAGUCAGGAACUGUGUGACUUUUUCUGACACCGCUGACUGACUCAGGGUGCAGGGAAAAAUAGACAUGCAGCUAAAGGACAAGGAGGUUACUUCUCUGUGAUUCUUCUUUAUGUUGUAGGUACUUGCAGCAGAGAGUUCUAAGUUCUUACURUAUUUUAGCAUUUUAAUUAGUUUCUGAAUUUACAGUUUGAGCAGGAACAUGCAGUUCUGAGAGUUAAUUGACRAAGCUGGAAGAACUUGGAACUCUUUGUACAGUAGCAUGUCUAGCUGGUACUUCUAUGUGACCAAAAGAAAAUAACAAAAAUGAGCUCAAAACUGAUGUAUUAGUUAGAGGUUUUGGUGUAGAAUUAUUGUAUUAUCUUAAUAGGAAAAUAAUUACAGGUAAAAGAUUAUGGGCCAGACUCCUAGAGACUACUAUAUACUGCUAAGGGGAAGAUUUCCACUCUAGACAAGGGUCAGCUGUUGGGUGUAAAUAGUUAGGAGAACACCUCCUGCUCUAUCUGCCAAAGACAACCUCUUUUGCUUAAGCUUAGAGGGAGACAGUUACCUAAGCUGAUAAAAAAUAGUUAUGUUGAGAGUCARUUCUCCUCCACAGUCCCAUGAAUGGCUGGAGGGGAAAGGGAGUGACUAAUCCUUGUGCAGUAUGUAAGUUACUUGAUUCAGAAUGAGCUAUAAGAAAUGUUUUCAAAGCUGUUAAGAGGCGCUAGGAUGGAAUGUACAUCAACAUCAAGUGCCUGAAUAAUACAAAAUUCUUCCCAUUCUGCACUGAAAAAAAAAGGUUUAGUAAUGCAGGUCAGUCAUCUAGGAUGUAUUGAAAAUUCCUGAAAUAAAGUCAAAAAUCUCGUAACAUCAGGAAUUGAGUCACUGAGAAAGAUAAGACUCAAGUUAUAUUUUUAAUAAGGUAGCACUGAUGAAUCCUAUGAAGGAGGCACAGCACAGAAAAUUGUACAAAGAAUAGGCCAGAAGUGCAGAGAGCCAGCAAUUAAAUAAYAUGAGUGUUACAAUUCCAGCCUGAUAAUCCAGAUGGGUGUUUGUUAGAUUUCCAGCUGUCAUAAARUGUAUGUUAAUCACUUUUUCUAUUUCUGAAAGAGCCUAAUAAAAGAAAAGAAGUAAAAAUCUGAAAUAUUGCUUCUCAGUUGAGAAGCUCAGGUACUGAUCAGUUGUAGUGAAUAACUGACUUUCCACAACAGAAAAGUCAGACUCAUAUUUUUGUAGAAGAACAGAACAUAAAUAAUUUAAAGGGGCAUUUGGAAAUAAACUGUUGGACUACAGAACUGAAAUUAUGUUUACUGUUUUGGAUGAUUCAUUGCUUGCUUUURUUGUUUUGUAAAGGCAGAGCAGGCUGGUACUGUGACCCUUGUCUACUUUGACAAGGCUCUACCUGUUCUGCAUCUUUAGAGGACUAUCAGAGUUACAAAAUGCAUGGAGACAGAACAAUAAACUUACCCAUUCCCACAGUCACUCACUCAUGAGAUUUCUGAAUUUAUUCUUUUGAAUUCUGUAUGUUUUASCAGAGAAUAAGCAGGAGUAUGGAUCUAUCCUAAUCACUUUACCUGUAGUGGAGUAGGAAUGAUUUUUUUGUGACCAUCUCUCCCAAGACUGAGAGUGGUGACUUCUUCAACUUGUGUGAGUAUUUUACCCAGCUCAUAAUUUUCUCAGUCAAGGUACACAACUGUGCAAGGGAUCCUGAGCACGGGAAGAACUAGUCAGACUGGGAAAAGUGUAAAAGGCUGAAAGGAAAGUCAGCUUGUACUGACUUUUUGUUUGUUUGGUUGGUUGGUUAGUUUGUUU
Malurus melanocephalus (red-backed fairy wren) is the source of this 4235-nucleotide messenger RNA. It is a transcript of the gene MAP3K2, whose product is annotated as mitogen-activated protein kinase kinase kinase 2. Gene Ontology annotation, biological process: protein phosphorylation. Lineage: Eukaryota; Metazoa; Chordata; Aves; Passeriformes; Maluridae. Gene Ontology annotation, molecular function: ATP binding; protein binding; protein kinase activity. Bases 263 to 2137 code for a protein of 624 amino acids. The transcript has 17 exons. The record is from RefSeq and is a predicted model, not a curated record.